Homarus americanus (American lobster) is the source of this 603-nucleotide messenger RNA. Its product is annotated as casein kinase I-like. Gene Ontology annotation, biological process: signal transduction; protein phosphorylation. The coding region runs from base 1 to 603 and encodes 200 amino acids. The transcript has a single exon. NCBI's taxonomy places the organism in Eukaryota, Metazoa, Arthropoda, Malacostraca, Decapoda, Nephropidae. Gene Ontology annotation, molecular function: ATP binding; protein kinase activity. The record is from RefSeq and is a predicted model, not a curated record. Gene Ontology annotation, cellular component: cytoplasm.
AUGGUUUUGAAAAGGCACAAGAAAGUGACAUACGAAAAGUUUAUAGAGGAACAUUCGUUUCACGUAGCCCUAGACGGCGCCGGAGGAGCACCCCGUGUACGGGCAGUCUGUGUAGAGGAACGUGCCAUGAUCAUGGACUACACUGGCAUGUCCUAUGAUCAAUACCUCCGCCGCUGCUCACCAAGAGAACAGUUCCACUCAUUGCUAAAAGUCGCCGAGGCACUCUCUGCUUUACACUUAAAAAAUGUAAUUCAUAAUGAUUUAAAGGAAAACAAUAUUACAAUCACCUUCCCAGAGGGCAAGCCCGUACUCCACAUUAUCGACUACGGCUUGGCCACAAAAUCCGGAGUUACGGUGAACCACGGUCAACACCGCAAGGGUUGGAUGGCGCCGGAGCUUUACACUGGAGGAUUCACCUCGCCCGCCUCGGACACCUACUCCUUUGGGAAGCUCGUUUACGGUGUGGCCAGACGUCUGCCGGAAACGCCGACCAAGAACUGCCUCAACGAGGUAGUGGCCAUGACCAUCAUUGGCGUCCCUCUCCGGCGACCACUGGCAGAAGUCAUAAGUCACAUGUACGCCUUUCUGCCCCAAGCUAACUGA